CGUGAAGCCAAUAGAGGGAGGGGAGUGAGAAAGAGAGGGAAAGAUUUCGUUCUCAGACCUCAGAAGCGACCCGAUGGCCGCCGAAACCGGUUGAUUGUACGUUGCUGCUCAACUCUGUUACUUUUUCGUUCGUGUAGUGUCUGCGAUCGUGUAUUGUUGAGCUCAGAAAGCAGUGGUCAACGUAGUCGUUUCGUACCCUAUAACUGUUUGGUGGUGUGCCCUUAGUGCACAUAUACUUUGACAUUUUAUUUUCGUUUCCCACCACGUUUCAAGAAUUCACUACCCCGCUGAAAUCAUCAUGCAGAGUCAGGGAAGUGGCUUACCGGAGUCUCGGUACGGUAUGAGCUACUCCCACAGUGCCUUGACAGGGGAUGGGGUAGACCUUUACGGUCAUGGACCAGACCCCUACGUCUUGCAGCACCAACACCACAUUGUUGGGCAUGGUGGACCGCCAGGGAUGAGCCCAACAGGCCACAUUGGGAUGGGCUCGCCAGGCCAGCAUCACCAAUCUAAGAGAUCGGCUGAAGUGGCUGGACUCAACCUCAAGCAGGAUCCCAUGGUGUCUGACGUCACCAUGUCUACAAUCGGAAUGGGUCACAGCACCAUGGAUGAUGGAGGAUCUGGAUCUGGUGGUCAAAAUGGCUCGCAGACCAAAAAGACUCCACCACCCAACGGCAAGAAGACCAAAGGUCGUGUGAAAAUCAAGAUGGAAUUCAUCGACAACAAGCUGAGGAGGUACACAACCUUCUCCAAAAGAAAGACAGGCAUCAUGAAGAAGGCCUACGAGCUGUCAACACUGACUGGGACCCAAGUGAUGUUGCUAGUGGCUAGUGAGACAGGACACGUCUACACGUUCGCCACACGCAAACUCCAACCGAUGAUCACGUCCGAAGCCGGGAAGCAGUUGAUUCAGACGUGUCUCAACUCACCUGACCCUCCAUCCAGCACGGUGGACCAACGGAUGUCGGCUACGGGCUUCGAGGAGACGGAGCUGACGUACACGUUACACGACGAGGACCAGAAAGACAGCGAAUCGGAUGAUGGAGAUGAUGCGGCUUCGUCGGAUGCGCCAAGUCGGAGCCCAUCGCCCGCCGAUCUCGAACGUUCGUCCUAUUCGCCCGAUGUUUCCAGCAUGGAGCCUUCGAGGCCUAAUUUAUCUGUUCACCAUCCAAUGACGACGACUAGCCAAUCGUCUCGGAUUCUCAAUCAUCCGUCAGGAUCUAGAGGAUCUUCUGGAGGAGUGGCCGGUCGUAGCACUGCAAUUACAGAGCCGUCGGCUGGCCAGCAGCACCAAACGGCGUACGCGAAUGGAUCGCGUCAUGCAACUCCUUCAACGGCUUCUUCAACUUGUGGCAGUGCCACUAUAACUUCUUCUUCUUCUCCUUCUUCUUCUUCCGCCACGACUAACCAUCACCAUCACGCCAAUUCGAAUAGCGGCGGCAAGAACAACGCCGCUGCUCCGGCUCUCGUUUCAUGUCCAGUCAAUUUGACGCCCAGUCAAUUUGCCAGUCUCGCGGCCAACUUGCCCGCUCUUUCGGGUUUGUCGCUGCCUCAUUUGCCCCGUGGUACUAAUUUUGCUUCCCUAUUAGCCUCAGCUUCGUCUCUGCUUACGGGUGUCGGUGGAGUCGGUGGAGUCCUAGGUGGAGGUAUGGGAACGGCUGCCGUCGCGUCGUCCAAAUCUACUGCGUCAGCAGCAGAGACGGCCCAGGCCGCGUCCAACGCACGCAAACAUCUACCGCGACUCAUUUCUUUAGCUCAUGUGGGAGCGGCCUUACAACAGCAAUCCAACUGUGCCAAAGACGCCAUCAUCAAGUCGACGACGAGUCUGAUGGUUUCUGAUCAAAAGAGCGAUAAUCUCGCUGGCUCUACCAGUAAUAAUAGUAGCCAUUCGGCCCUCAAUUUGCGGACGGCAACAACAACAUCAACCGCAAAUCGAGACAAAAAAGGAGGUGGCACCAAAAGCCGUGCUGCCAAGAAGACUAAGAAAUGAUAGCAGACGAGCAGUAAAAACGAUGAAAAAUAAAGACGAAAAAAAUUGAUAAAGAAUUGAUAAAGAUCAUCGGGGACCCACGAAAAAAUAAAAAAGGCCUUCCGGAUGGUCCCCAUAAGCUCCUCCCUAUUUCUCAGCGACAUCGGAACGGAGGCGUAGCCUAUCGUCGUUGUGUGUUCUCUUUCAUGUGCCUUACUUAAUGAAGCAAUUUAUUAUUAUUGUUUAUUAUUAUCACGAUUUACCCAUAGAUGAUGACGGUGUUUUGAAUGCAAAUAAUUACCGAUUGUCAGUUUUUGUCUGCAGUAUUUUUUUUUUACUAUUAUUACUUCCUCAUUUAAAAUGUGACGGCGAGCCAAAAAAAAAAAUCAUUGUUAAAAUGAUGGGAUAUCGCUGUGUGCAUUAUCUUUUUUUUUCUUCUUGUUUUGCGUGUCGUGUGCGAAUUUCUUUACGUGUAUCAUUUCUUUUGUAGCAUUUUUUUUUUUUUGUUUUGCUUGUUUGUUCAUUUCUUCUUUUAUUCUACUGAUUGCGUGAACAUGUAGUUCCCAAAAGGAAACAGAGCCACCCCGAAUCGGACCCUAAAUUAUUCUAUUGUGCAAUUUCAGAAAGAUAAAAAAAAAAUGAUUUAAAAAAAAAAAGCAAAAGAACAAACAAUAAACCGCAACACAAUGAAA
Messenger RNA from Daphnia magna, 2661 nucleotides. RefSeq names its product serum response factor homolog. The record is from RefSeq and is a predicted model, not a curated record. NCBI's taxonomy places the organism in Eukaryota, Metazoa, Arthropoda, Branchiopoda, Diplostraca, Daphniidae. The coding region runs from base 299 to 1990 and encodes 563 amino acids. The transcript has 7 exons. Gene Ontology annotation, biological process: positive regulation of transcription by RNA polymerase II. Gene Ontology annotation, molecular function: DNA-binding transcription factor activity, RNA polymerase II-specific; RNA polymerase II cis-regulatory region sequence-specific DNA binding; protein dimerization activity.